UUGUCCUGUCCCACGGAGCUACAGACAACCUCCGCUAUAGCUACAGACGCAAGAGCACCUACUGGGACCGCCGGGACACAGGUGGUGAUGAGGACGGGAGAGAGUGAUGAGAAUAUGAAGGAAAAAGAGAAGAUGGGAGAGAGGGAUGAGAUGGAGGUGCGUUUGCAGUCCAGCGGACACGGAGGAGGAGGAGGAUGUGUCCACAUCUCUCUGGAGGAAGUGAAGAGCUUCUACCGGUUCUCACAGAGCUGUCAGCGGCUGCAUAAUGACAUCAUGCAGCAGGAGAGUGAUCGUCUGUUUGCUGCAGACAUCGAUCCUGACCUCAGGAAACGGUUUGCUUUCCUCUCAGGGGGCCGAGCUGAGAACGGCAGUCCCAUCAUCGUGUUCCCAGAAUUCCCUGCGUUUGGCGAGCUCCAGGAGGAAGAGUUCCACAACGUGCUGACCUACCUGACCAGUGUGCCCAGUGAGACGGCGUCUGGAGUGGGCUUCAUCCUGGUCAUCGACCGCCGUCAGGACAGAUGGACCGCCGUCAAGGGGACCCUGCUACGCAUUGCAGUGAGUAACCCACCGUGUGUGUGUGUGUGUGUGUGUGUGUGUGAGAUCUAUUAG
Messenger RNA from Salvelinus sp. IW2-2015, 609 nucleotides. Its product is annotated as guanine nucleotide exchange factor DBS-like. NCBI's taxonomy places the organism in Eukaryota, Metazoa, Chordata, Actinopteri, Salmoniformes, Salmonidae. Gene Ontology annotation, molecular function: guanyl-nucleotide exchange factor activity. Gene Ontology annotation, cellular component: cytoplasm. The record is from RefSeq and is a predicted model, not a curated record. Gene Ontology annotation, biological process: positive regulation of Rho protein signal transduction.